CGUCAGUGGCGUUCAAACAUGGCGUCCACUUUUCUGAAGGUUGCGGUUUCCUGUCUUUCAAGAUAUUCUCAUCCCAUGCUCCUGAGAGCACAUUCGACCACAGCAUCCCUUUAUCAGGGUAUCCCUGGAUCACUGUGGAAUCUUGGCAAGCUGAACCAUAUUGCCAUUGCUGUCCCAGACAUGGACAAGGCCACGGCCCUAUAUCGAGACGUCCUUGGUGCCAGAGUGAGUGAAAAAGUGCCUUUACCGGAGCAUGGCGUCUACGCAGUGUUUGUAGAGCUGGGGAACACAAAGCUUGAGCUUCUGCAUCCUCUUGGGGAGAAGAGCCCAAUUUCUGGAUUCUUGCAGAAGAAUAAGGCCGGCGGAAUGCACCACAUUUGUAUUGAGGUGGACGACAUCAAUGCUGCAAUCAAAGACCUGAAAGUGAAGAACAUCAGAACUCUUUCAGCAGAGCCGCGAAUAGGAGCUCAUGGGAAACCAGUGAUGUUUCUUCACCCAAAAGACUGUGAUGGUGUACUCGUUGAGCUGGAGGAAGCAUGACACGGAUCAAACAUUUUGUAUUUUGCUCCUUUAUUUCCCGAGCAGUGCCUCUACAUUGGCCAUGAAAUUUUUGGGCGGUUAUGUCGAGCACUAAGUAUUGUUAUUUGAUGAAUUAACUUCUAGUUGUGCAUACAUGUUGACAACCUCAUAGAAGUACUUUGAUAAUCAGGAUUGUGUGUGUGCUGGCUGUCAUAAAAUUAUGCAUCGCUAUUAGUUUACAUAAUUAUCUUGUCCAAGUUUAUAGCUAUUGCAGCAUUAUCAUGGAAUUAUCAAAGUGUGUCUGGCAUUUAUUUUCUUCACAUGUAAAUAUUGAGCUUUACUAAGGGAUGAAUCAGAGAAUAAGCACAACUGCAUAAAAUUAUGAUUAGGGGAGAUGUCAACUCUCCAAACCUUAAAGGUUCUUGUAAUAUUUAGACUUGAGGCUAAAUGAUGUAAACAAAACAUCAGGGAAGAUGCAGCUCUGCUACAACACAAUUGUAAACAUUUAUACUAACGGUUUCCAUUUAUGCUGAGCAUUGUUAUUUUACAUUCUAUUUUUGAACCACAUCAAAUAAUUAAAUAAUUUGCCACUUUGGCUGUUAUGUGACUAAGAUACCCACCAGCACCAUUGAUGACAAAAGUAAAUCAAUAAACAGUGCACAAAAAACCUACCAUAAUGCCUUGUGCGGUAUUACAGCAAGAAGACAGGUGAAUGUAAACUAUACAUUUUCCAUAUAUAGGUUUGGGAGAUGUAGUUUGUGGUCUCACUGAAAACCAGUUUUUGGGCUUUAGUUCCAAAGGCAUAUUUGCUUCGAACACACCUUAUCACUUAAAGAACAGUGAAGCAAGGUGUUGGCAACAUUGUGCUAUAGAGCUAUUAUAUGGAAUUUAAUCCAGGUGAGGAAAAUGAAUAAAAUACCUAUGUGAUAACAUGUAACCUUCAGGCUUCAUAUUACAAAAACCUGAACAAAAUUCAUUUCAGGUUGAUCAGAUGCAGAUAUAUGCUCGCCCUCACGUGAUGUCUUUUAUCCAUUCUAUUCAAACAUCCCCAUAGUAAAUGUAAGGGUGUGCAAACUUGUGCAGCCACAUUUUUACAUACUCUAUAUAUUUUAAAUUUCGAGGCCUUCACAGGCUACUUAUAGCCAUUCGUUAUUGUCAGGCCACUUACUGAUGCAAUGGGCAAACACUUGGUUCUGUGAGAUGCAUUGUCAUGCUUUGUCAUCUGGUUGAAAUUUUUCAAAAGUUCCAGCAUAAUGCAAGACUGUUGGUUUCCAGGAACUUUUUCAGAAGUUCCAGCAUGCUGCAAGAGUAUUGGUUUCCAGGAAAAGGUACACAGAAGCUGAACUGAUCCUACAAGUAAUUUUGAAUUUCCGAAGUUUGAUCACUGAUCUAUUACAAAUUUGAGUUGUACUCAGAAUCACUGUGGGUUAAUGAUUAAAGUUUCCACGUCUAUCAUUUUGUCAACACAUUAAAUAUUUCAUGAAAAUACAUAAGUAUUCAUGAUUUAUUAACAUCUGUUGGGAGUUCCAGGGUUAUUUCAAAUAUCUCAACAAAAAAAAAAAAAAAGUGAUGGCUUCUGAAAAGUUAUGCCAAUACGUAUAAAAGCCAUUUUUAGUUAAAAUGGAUCAGAAACUCACCGUUUUACAAAGAAUUGCAUAUGUAAAUCAGCCACGAGUUAAAGAUUUCAGUAAAAGGAAG
Corythoichthys intestinalis (scribbled pipefish) is the source of this 2217-nucleotide messenger RNA. RefSeq names its product methylmalonyl CoA epimerase (gene mcee). The record is from RefSeq and is a predicted model, not a curated record. Gene Ontology annotation, cellular component: mitochondrion. The transcript has 3 exons. Gene Ontology annotation, biological process: L-methylmalonyl-CoA metabolic process. Bases 19 to 540 code for a protein of 173 amino acids. Gene Ontology annotation, molecular function: methylmalonyl-CoA epimerase activity. NCBI's taxonomy places the organism in Eukaryota, Metazoa, Chordata, Actinopteri, Syngnathiformes, Syngnathidae.